AUGUUUUUCCUCAAAGAAGAGGCGAAGGUCAUCACCUUACAUCCGUCAUAUUUCGGACCCAAUAUGCGCGAGUAUCUUAUCACCAGACUGAAUGAGGAGGAAGAAGGCCGAUGCACGGGUGAUCAUUUCGUGAUCUGUGUGAUGGAUAUGGUGGAUAUUGGCGAAGGACGAGUCAUGCCGUCCAGUGGACAUGCAGAAUACACAAUAAAAUAUCGCGCGAUCAUUUGGAAGCCUUUCCGCGGUGAAACAGUUGACGCUAUUGUCACGUCCGUGAAGCCUACUGGUAUCUUUACCUUGGCAGGACCUCUGUCUGUCUUCAUUGCGCGAAAAAACAUCCCCUCUGAUAUCAAAUGGGAGCCCAACACAGUGCCCCCCCAAUAUACCGAUCACGCCGACCAAGUAAUUGAGAAGGGCACUAGUUUGCGACUCAAAAUUCUUGGUGUCAAGCCAGAUGUGGCGGCGAUCAACGCCAUUGGCACCAUCAAGGAGGAUUACCUUGGACCCCUGUAA
This is a messenger RNA of Penicillium angulare, 510 nucleotides long. Its product is annotated as DNA-directed RNA polymerase II subunit RPB7. The transcript has 4 exons. Gene Ontology annotation, biological process: transcription initiation at RNA polymerase II promoter; positive regulation of nuclear-transcribed mRNA poly(A) tail shortening; positive regulation of translational initiation. NCBI's taxonomy places the organism in Eukaryota, Fungi, Ascomycota, Eurotiomycetes, Eurotiales, Aspergillaceae. Gene Ontology annotation, molecular function: single-stranded DNA binding; single-stranded RNA binding; translation initiation factor binding. The coding region runs from base 1 to 510 and encodes 169 amino acids. Gene Ontology annotation, cellular component: RNA polymerase II, core complex; P-body. The record is from RefSeq and is a predicted model, not a curated record.